AUGAGCGAAAUGGAAACACGUUCACAACGCAAUUUCGCAACCCCCGAUUCACAAUCAAGGACGAUGGUCGUUUGUGUGGUGGUGGUGGUGGUGGUGGGUGUGAAGAAGGUGCGUGGAGAUGCGGUGCUGGAAGUCGAUGGGAGUGGCGCGCUGCACAUCAACACGAGCGACCCGUCACGCCAGCCGGUGCUGUUCAAUGGGGUGGACGUGAAUGGGGUGCUGCUUGGACAGCAGCACGUGAUUGAGAAGCAGCAGCGCAUGCUGGAGGAGCAAGAGCGGACGAUAGCCAGGAACGAGGCACGGUUGACCGCCCUCUUCAGCCAGUCAUGCGUACCACUGGUGGAUACGGCCAUCAUCUCCAAUGUCGGCACAGACGGUGGCAAAUGGCUUGGUGGUGCGCUUGCUGCCAACGGCCUCAUCUUUGGCAUCCCAUACCACGCCUCGUCCGUGCUCAUCAUCGACCCCGUUACCAACACCGCCGACACGACCUCGAUCGCCAACGUUGGAGCGGGCGCGGCAAAGUGGGGCGGUGCCGCUGUGGGCAGGAACGGGCUCAUCUACGCGUUUCCCAACGACGCCACCUCCGUCCUCAUCAUCGACCCCGUGAGCAAGACGGCCGACCAGACGACAUUGCCAAACCUGCCCGCAAGCAGGAACAAGUGGAUCAGCGGCGUUGCCGCCGACAAUGGGCGCAUCUACGGUAUCCCUUGGUUCUCCGCGAGCGUCCUCAUCAUCGACCCUCUUACCAACACCACGGAUACCACGACCCUCACCAACAUUGGCAUUCGACAGUACAAGUGGUGCGGCGGCACGCUUGCACCAAACGGGCUAAUCUACGCUGCGCCGCUGAACGAGGACGGCGUGCUCAUCAUCGAUCCAGCGACCAACACCGCCGACACGACCACCAUCGCCGGCUUUGGGAACAGCACCAAGUGGGAAGGUACCAUCCUUGGCGGCAACGGGCUUCUCUACGGCAUACCGCUGAUGGCACCCAGCGUCCUCGUCAUCGACCCCGACACCAACACGCACACCACCAUUCCCGAGCACACCACUCCAGACGGCGUGGGCAAAUGGGCGCUGGGUGUUCUUGCGCACAACGGUCGCAUCUUCGGUAUCCCCUUUGACACGUCGCGAGUGCUGACCUUUGACCCAGCGACCAACGUCGCAGACACCCUCUCCUUAGCACGUCCAGCGCCAUCAUCAGCAGCAGUGUUUGCAUCCUUGUGGAUUGGUGGCGUGGCUGCGCCCAGCAACCUCAUCUACGCCAUUCCCUACAAUGCACACGCCGUGCUCAUCAUCAACCCAGGCUGCUAGGGCUGCUAGCAUGGAAGUUUGCGCAGGUUAUGCGUGUGUGUGUGUGUGUCUGUCUGUCUGUCUGUCUGUGUCGGUAUGUAGGAUGCGUUUGACCAUAGGCUUGAUAAGGUCGCGAGGGUGCGUGUGUGUAUGUAUGUGUGUGUGUCGAUGUGUAAUGUGUAAUGCGCGACACAAAGGCUAGCUGUGUUAUUGAACGUCUUAACAACAAAUAAAAGCCGCC
Salpingoeca rosetta is the source of this 1534-nucleotide messenger RNA. RefSeq lists its product as uncharacterized. Bases 1 to 1314 code for a protein of 437 amino acids. The transcript has 2 exons. The record is from RefSeq and is a predicted model, not a curated record. Lineage: Eukaryota; Choanoflagellata; Craspedida; Salpingoecidae.